Messenger RNA from Paraphaeosphaeria sporulosa, 1468 nucleotides. RefSeq lists its product as uncharacterized. The record is from RefSeq and is a predicted model, not a curated record. Gene Ontology annotation, cellular component: plasma membrane. Gene Ontology annotation, biological process: cellular response to pH. Bases 14 to 1438 code for a protein of 474 amino acids. Lineage: Eukaryota; Fungi; Ascomycota; Dothideomycetes; Pleosporales; Didymosphaeriaceae. The transcript has 2 exons.
CCACCACCUCGACAUGCCGUUUCCCUUCGUGCUGCCCACCACCUCCAGUGUCUCAUUCACCGACUCCUUCAGCAGCAGCACGCACCCCUCGCUCCCCAACUGCGCCACCACCGCGCGCGGCGUCGUCCGCGAUGUCCUGAAGCGCUACAAGCGCAUCCCGCCCGCCUCGCAAGCCUCCACCCUCUCGACCGUCCUCUCCGCCCUCCACGACUACAUCCCCUACCUCUUCGCCCUCGAUGCCGGCCUCAGCGGCACCAGCUGCGCCGGCGAGGAAAUCGACCUUGUCCUCGUGAAAGAGCUCGAGGUCGAAUGGCGCUCGACGCUGUCCACUACCGUUCCGGGACGGGAGCCCGCCCGCGUGAAGCUCAAGAGCCUCGAAAGCGAGCUGUUCUUCACGCUGUCGACGCUGGCCUACGUGUACAGUCUGCAAGCCCGCGCGCAGCUACACACGCUGUACAACGCCACGCUACCUACGCGUGAGCAGCGCGCCACUGCCAUUGCUGCGGCCAUGAAGCACUUCCUCGACGCAAACGCCAUAUACACGUUCCUCGUGGCUCGCUCGCAGCAGUGGCACGCGCAGCCCGCCGCCAUCGACAUCUCGAGCCCCGUGCUGGGCGCGCUCGCCGAGCUCACUCUCGCCGAAGCAACCCUCAUCACCGUGCUCAAAGACGACCCGUACCCCGCCGCCGUCGUCGAGGACCGCAACAAGAACAGCAAAGACUGGAUGUUCAAGAGCGUCGAGAUCCCCAAGGUCCGCGCGCACCUCUUCGCCCGCUUGUGCCUCUCGUCCGCCGAGCACGCCGCCAAAGCGCAGGCGAUGCUCGGCCGGGCGGCCAGAGUCGACGAGGGCUUCGCGCGCUACGUCGAUGACUUCCGCCGCACCGCGAAAGGGAAGGCGUGCCGGUUUCUCGGGGUGGAUGCCGAGUUGGCGGCGAAGACGGGCGAGGGAAUUGCGUGGCUGCGGGGUGCGCGGAAGGAGCUGGGGUUCGCGGCGCUCGAUGCGGAUGAGGAGAAGAAGGCGUCGGGGCUGGCGAAGCUGAAGAAGGGGUGGGCAGAGAAGAGGGAGGAUAGGAAGGUGGAGAGGGGGGGCGCCUGGGGGACGGAUGCGGGCAAGUUCGAGGAGGGGAGGGUGGUGGAUAUGCUGUUGAAGAAGUGGGAGAAGAUGAAUGACACGAUGUCCAUCCAGAUCGUCCCCUCGUCCUCCGAGCUCAUCGCCACCAUGCCUUCUGGAAGAGAGUACCACACACCCAAACCGUACAUUAUCCCAACGCUAGAAGAAGAAGCCAUCAUCCGCAUGCGGGCGCCGCCAGACCCCGGCGACGCCUUUGAGGGCGAGGAAGAAGACAGUGCAGACGAGGACGAACGCGCAGCUGCAGCACCCGUGGGCGCAUUUCCCGGCACUAAAGCCGAAUACUCGGCUGGCUCGAGCUACUACUGACAUGAACAAUAUAAUGACUUGGUAUCUUGC